CCUCUUUCUCUCUCUCCAUCUUUAGUUGUGGGUGGGUGGUGGAUAGAUGGGUUCAUGAGUUGUAGAAAAUUUAGCUAAUUUUUAUUUUUAGAUCUACGCUGUGUAAUGGAAGUUAUACUGUGGGUCCUGAUUUCUUUAGCUACGCUGGGAGAUUUUGUUGUAUCGAUGGGUCAUCCUAAUGCUGCUUGAUUGUUUGUUUAUGUGGAAAUUGUUAACAAGUAUGGAUUUCGGUUUAUUUUAGCUGCUGGGUUUCUCUGAAAGCUCGAAAUAGUCCUCAGUUUGCAUAAAAUUUUCUGGGUUCUUCUCACAGUGUUCUUUGGUUGAAGAUUUGCAAGUAGCGUUUUCGUCUGCCUUUCUUCUUAGAGUAUUUAGACCUCUGAGCUUGAUUGUGUAAACUGGGACAUAAAGGAAACAAAGGACUUCUCUGCAUAUUCAAAUAGCCAGGAGUUUUGUCAUUCUCCACAAUGGUUUCAAGAUCAUAUUCCAACCUUUUGGACCUUGUCUCUGGUGAUUCUCCAUCCUUUGGUCGAGUAGGAAAGAGGCUUCCUAGAGUGAUGACUGUGGCUGGGAUCAUGUCUGAAUUAGAUGAUGACAAUAGCAACAGUGUCAGCUCGGAUGUGCCAUCUUCUGUGUCUCAGGAGAGGAUGAUUAUUGUGGGAAACCAGCUUCCACUCCGGGUACACCGAAGAUCUGAUGGUGAUGGUGAUGGUGAUGGAGGAUUGAAUUUCAGCUGGGAUGAGGAUUCCCUCCUUCUGCAAUUAAAGGAUGGCCUUGGAGAAGAUGUUGAAGUCAUCUACAUCGGUUGUUUGAGAGAGGAAAUUGAUCCAAGUGAACAGGAUGAUGUUGCACAGACACUACUUGAGACCUUUAAGUGUGUCCCUGCAUUUAUUCCUCCAGAUCUCUUCAGUAAAUUCUAUCAUGGUUUUUGUAAACAGCAACUAUGGCCUCUGUUUCAUUACAUGCUUCCUCUCUCUCCAGAUCUUGGUGGGCGUUUUGAUAGAUCUCUCUGGCAAGCUUAUGUUUCUGUCAACAAGAUUUUUGCAGACAAGGUGAUGGAAGUGAUAAGUCCUGAUGAUGAUUUUGUGUGGGUGCACGACUACCAUUUGAUGGUGUUGCCAACCUUUUUGCGGAAAAGGUUUAAUAGGGUAAAGCUUGGGUUCUUCCUCCAUAGUCCCUUUCCAUCAUCUGAGAUAUACCGGACACUUCCUGUAAGAGAUGAGCUUCUCCGAGCACUCCUAAACUCUGACUUAAUUGGUUUUCAUACAUUUGAUUAUGCCAGGCACUUCCUUUCAUGCUGUAGUAGAAUGCUAGGCCUUGCUUAUCAGUCUAAACGGGGCUACAUUGGGCUUGAAUACUUUGGUCGCACUGUCAGCAUUAAAAUUCUUCCUGUUGGGAUUCAUAUGGGCCAGCUUCAAUCUGUUAUGAACCUUCCAGAGACUGAAGCUAAGGUUGCAGCAUUACAGGAACAGUUUAGGGGUAAAAUGGUGUUGCUUGGUGUGGAUGACAUGGACAUCUUCAAAGGGAUCAGCUUGAAACUGUUGGCUAUGGAACAGUUGCUUAUACAGCAUCCUGAUUGGAGGGGGAAGGUUGUGUUGGUUCAAAUUGCAAACCCUGCCAGAGGCCGAGGGAAGGAUGUUCAGGAGGUUCAGUCUGAGACUUAUUCCACAGCAAAAAGGAUCAAUGAAACAUUUGGGAGGCCGGGCUACAAACCUGUAAUUUUGAUUGAUGCCCCACUUCAGUUCUAUGAGAGAAUUGCCUAUUACAUGAUCGCUGAGUGUUGUCUUGUUACAGCAGUAAGAGAUGGAAUGAAUCUCAUACCCUAUGAAUACAUUAUAACCCGUCAAGGGAAUAAAAAAUUAGAUGAAACCUUGCAAUUGGAUUCAUCGUCUCCAAAGAAGAGCAUGCUAGUGGUGUCAGAGUUCAUUGGAUGCUCACCAUCACUCAGUGGGGCCAUCCGUGUGAACCCAUGGAACAUCGACGCUGUGGCUGAAGCUAUGGACUCUGCCUUAGUCACUCCUGAACCUGAGAAGCAAUUACGGCAUGAGAAGCACUAUAGGUAUGUAAGUACACAUGAUGUUGGGUACUGGGCACAGAGCUUUUUGCAGGAUCUCCAAAGGGCAUGUAUGGAGCAUCUCAGGAGGAGGUGCUGGGGCAUUGGUUUUGGUUUAGGGUUUAGAGUAAUUGCUCUUGACCAUAGUUUCAGGAAGCUUUCAGUUGAGCAUAUAGUUUCUGCUUACAAGAGAACCAAGAAUCGGGCAAUUCUCCUAGAUUAUGAUGGUACCAUGAUGCCACAGACAUCAAUCAACAAAACCCCAAAUCCUGAGUCAGUCAAUAUCUUGAACAGCUUGUGCAGAGACCCCAAGAAUGUAGUUUUCCUAGUUAGUGGAAGAGACAAAAAAACUCUUACUGAUUGGUUUUCUCCUUGUGAAAAGCUCGGACUUGCAGCAGAGCAUGGCUACUUUAUGAGGCCAAAUCAUGAUGGAGAGUGGGAAACUUGUGUCUCUGUGGCAGAUUUUGACUGGAAGCAGGUAGCAGAGCCUGUGAUGAAGCUUUACACUGAGACAACUGAUGGUUCUACAAUAGAAAGCAAAGAGAGUGCACUGGUUUGGCACUACCAGUAUGCGGAUCCAGAUUUUGGGUCAUGCCAGGCUAAAGAACUUCUUGAUCACCUAGAAGGUGUUCUUGCCAAUGAGCCAGUCUCUGUGAAGAGUGGCCAACACAUUGUUGAAGUUAAGCCUCAGGGUGUCAGUAAGGGUGUUGUAGCUGAACGCCUCUUGGCAACAAUGCAACAGAAGGGAAUGCUUCCUGAUUUUAUACUGUGCAUUGGUGAUGAUCGAUCAGAUGAAGACAUGUUUGAGGUGAUUACUAGUGCCAUGGCGGGCCCUUCUCUCUCUCCAGUGGCUGAAGUGUUUGCCUGCACUGUUGGUCAGAAACCGAGUAAGGCUAAGUAUUAUUUAGAAGAUACAACUGAGAUAGUAAGAAUGUUGCAAGGCCUUGCUGCUGCUUCAGAUCAGGCAGCAAAGAGUAAUUCUCAACUUUUUCAAUAAGUUAUGAUUGAUUGAAGACCGAUCCCGAGCUCUGAUUUGAAGGUUUUAUUGUUCUUCCUUCAAUUUUAGCAAUGCUUUCUCAAGCGAAUCUGGUGUAGGUUGAGGUGGAAGCCCCAGAUCAGCUGAGAGGAGCUCUUAGCCCUGAGGUCUGGGUCGUGGGUUUGGUUCCUAUUUGCCAUCAGAAUAUAGUUCUACCUCACUGUUGUUGCAUUUGUAUAAUCUGUAUUGUUUAUAGACAAUUAGCAUUCAAUUUCUUCUUCGUGGUUCAGUACUGCAGUGUAUAUAUUUUCUUUUCCAUAUCCACUGAUGACUGGUAUGUGUCAGUGGAAUAUUCAUUAGGCAUUGGGGAGUCAGGUUAGUCAUAUAAUCUACAGCUAGGAGUUUCUGAAAUUUAUAAUGCAUUAGGGAGCCAGGUAUCUGAAUUUUUACUUCA
This is a messenger RNA of Nelumbo nucifera (sacred lotus), 3480 nucleotides long. RefSeq names its product alpha,alpha-trehalose-phosphate synthase [UDP-forming] 5-like. Gene Ontology annotation, biological process: trehalose biosynthetic process. Gene Ontology annotation, molecular function: trehalose-phosphatase activity. Lineage: Eukaryota; Viridiplantae; Streptophyta; Magnoliopsida; Proteales; Nelumbonaceae. Gene Ontology annotation, cellular component: cytosol. The record is from RefSeq and is a predicted model, not a curated record.